AUGGCUUUGAUCAUUCAAAGACACUUCAAAAAAAGAGACACAACAGGAUGGACAAGAUGGACAGAUUGGGACUGUCCGGUUACUUGUGGCGGAGGAACGGCAAGACGCAUCAGGCAAUGCAUUGAUCGUAAAUCAGGUUGUGAAGGCCCAAGUUUAGAAACGCAACCUUGUGCCGAAACACCUUGCCCUGAAGGCACACCACCAGAACUUCUCAAAAUGGCAAACAGACAAAUUGAAUUGGACUCUCGCAGUUACCAGGUGCAGAAAGGUGAUAAGGUGACUUUGGAUUGCCAAGGCUCUUUAAGAAGUCAUAUAAGUUCAUAUUACAGGAAUGCAAAGUCACUCUGGCAUCAUAAUAAAAAUAUCUAUAAGCCCGACGAGCAACGAACCGGUAUAAUGCACGAUACUAAGAAUAUGGUGAUUGCGGAAGCAUCACCCGAAGAUAAUGGUGUAUGGUAUUGUGAGGUCCAACUGAAUCCUAACGCACCUUUAUUUACAGCUGUAUACACACUGGCCGUUGAGAAUGAUGAAGCAGAUGUGGAAGUGGCUGAGGGAGAAUCCUUCACCCUGCCAUGCAAAGCUGAAAGGCUGUCCAAAUUCUUUAAAGCAAAAAUGGCCAUUCAGUGGUAUCAUAACACACAAUUACGCAAACAAUUUAGAGAUGCAAAUCCGGUGGAUGUUUCUGAGUUGGUGAUUGACGAAAGUUCUCCAGAAGAUAAUGGUGUAUGGGUUUGCAAAGUAAUUGAACAGGACAUUGAUUUACAGAGGGCUUCAAAAGAAUGGACAACAAAUGCGAUCCUCGUUAGAGUUUUAGAUAGCAAAUCUGCUGGUGCAGCACAAAGCACCGAAUAUGAAAAUACGUCCCAAACAGUGGUAUUAGUCAUCAUUGUUUGUAUAAUCGUGUCACUUAUACUUGUAGGGGGAUUAUAUUAUUUUUUUAGAAUUCGAAAAAAAUCUUCUAAGGAUAAGUCACAAGACGCUGAGAGAGGUGGAUCUGGCAAGAAAUCUCGGAAGAAAAAGAGAAAAGAUAAGGUCAAAGAAAUGAGAGAAACAAGAACCAAACCAAAGAAAAAGAAGACUCUUAACCCUAAAAAGAAAGGUGGAAGUAAUAAAUCAGGAAGAAAAAGGAAAGAAAAAUCUCAUAGGCACAGAAAAAAUAUCGAAUCUGAUGAAGACUACUGA
Molecule: messenger RNA, 1182 nt
Organism: Parasteatoda tepidariorum (common house spider)
Lineage: Eukaryota; Metazoa; Arthropoda; Arachnida; Araneae; Theridiidae
Cellular component (GO): cell periphery
Source: RefSeq, a predicted model, not a curated record